AAAUGGCUCGGGAAAUUGGGGGUCCUGUCUUUUUUUUCCCUUUUUACACAUUCAUCACAUCAUGUCUUCUGUCAUUCUUGUCACCGGUGGCUCUGGUCUGGUCGGUAAGGCCAUCGAAUGGGUCAUUGAAAACGAUAAAUCUGAGCGCUACGGAAAGAAGGAAGGCGAAACCUGGAUCUUCCUUACUUCUAAGGAUGGUGAUCUUAGAAAGCCAGAGGAUGCUAAGGCUAUCUUUGAAAAGUACAAGCCUACCCAUGUCAUUCACUUGGCCGCUCUUGUCGGUGGUCUCUUCAAGAACAUGAAGUACAAGCUUGAUUUCCUUCGUGAUAACUUGCUUAUCAAUGACAAUGUCCUCGAGACCUCCAAGGUCUUUGGUGUCCAGAAGGUUGUUUCAUGUCUUUCUACCUGCAUUUUCCCUGACAAGACUAGCUACCCCAUUGACGAGACCAUGAUCCACAACGGUCCUCCCCACGAGUCUAACUUCGGUUAUGCUCACGCUAAGCGUAUGAUUGAUGUCCAAAACAAGGCAUACAACGAGCAGUACGGAUGCAACUUCACUUCCGUCAUCCCUACCAACGUUUUCGGUCCCCACGAUAACUACGAUCUUGAGGAUUCUCACGUCUUGCCUGGUUUGACCCACAAGUGCUACUUGGCUAAGCAGAACAACACUCCUUUCAUCGUUGGUGGUACUGGCAAGCCUCUCCGUCAGUUCAUCUACUCUCGCGAUCUCGCCAAGCUCUUCAUCUGGACUCUUCGUGAAUACAAGGAGACUGAGCCCAUCAUUCUCUCCGUUGGUGAGAAGGAUGAAGUUUCCAUCAAGGAUGUUGCCGAUGCUAUUGUCAGCGCUGUUGGUUUCGAGGGUGAAUACAGCUUCGAUACCACUCGUUCCGAUGGUCAGUUCAAGAAGACUGCCAGCAACGACAAGCUUCUCAAAUAUAUUCCUGACUUUGAGUUCACUCCCUUCAACGAUGCCGUCCAAGAGUCCGUUGCCUGGUUCCUUGAAAACUACGACACUUGCCGCAAGGGCCAUUAGAUUAAAUACAUAUAAGCCAUACCCCAUCUGUAGUAAACAUAGUCACUACAAUUACAGGAUGCUGAAAAUAUAACAUCUUUUAAAAAAAAUACUGAUCCGCUCAAAGGAGAUCCGCCAGACUCGUGAAUGAUGUCAUUUUGAAAGCUUUGCAUACCUUCGAAAUGGAUGUAUGUUUAU
Umbelopsis ramanniana AG is the source of this 1210-nucleotide messenger RNA. RefSeq lists its product as uncharacterized. Gene Ontology annotation, molecular function: GDP-L-fucose synthase activity. NCBI's taxonomy places the organism in Eukaryota, Fungi, Mucoromycota, Umbelopsidomycetes, Umbelopsidales, Umbelopsidaceae. Gene Ontology annotation, biological process: nucleotide-sugar biosynthetic process. Bases 62 to 1033 code for a protein of 323 amino acids. The transcript is spliced from 6 exons. The record is from RefSeq and is a predicted model, not a curated record.